Messenger RNA from Selaginella moellendorffii, 3004 nucleotides. RefSeq names its product potassium transporter 10. Gene Ontology annotation, molecular function: potassium ion transmembrane transporter activity. Gene Ontology annotation, cellular component: membrane. Bases 529 to 2934 code for a protein of 801 amino acids. Gene Ontology annotation, biological process: potassium ion transmembrane transport. The transcript is spliced from 9 exons. Lineage: Eukaryota; Viridiplantae; Streptophyta; Lycopodiopsida; Selaginellales; Selaginellaceae. The record is from RefSeq and is a predicted model, not a curated record.
AACGAAUUUUAUCGAGUACUGGUCCCAUAUUUCUUGCGUGGGCUCCUGAUUCUAUGGCUAGAACAGGAGCACAGGCACCCAAGGUGGGGUUUUUCUAACCAAUCUAGUGUCGAUCGUGCUCGCUCGCUCUUGGUCUCCGCGAUUGCUCCACAAAUCUUGGCGUCAAGCUUCCAACAAUGGUGUCGCGGAUCGGAUCUGGUGGUGCCCACGGCGCAAAACGUUGACAAGUUCUUCCCUCUUCUAUUCUGCGAGGGGGCAAGAGAUAGGGAAGGAGAGGAGAGCUCCCGAUAGUUCCGUGCUCUGGGUAAAGACAGGAGCUUCUUGGACGGAGCUCAUCAAGGCCGUAGAGAUGGAGGAGAUGUGGCGGCGUUGGGAGGCCGCCAGCCACAAUCACAGUGCUCCGCCGGACGGGAGAAGGAUGAGCGACAGUGGGCGAUGACGCCAACACCCCCGAAUCGUGGCACCGAUCGAGGCGGAGACGGAGAAUCGGGAGCCCAAGUCGCUUGAUCAUCGAUUAGAUUUGGCAGAAUGGAUGCGGUGGUCGAGACCGAUGAGGAGGAGGAAGCCCAAGAACAGGGAAAGGGAAGAAUGUGGAAGCUGGACCAAACUUUGGAUCAGCCACUCGGGGAGGAGGCCGGGCACGUCGCCAGUAUGUGGCGAUCCGACAAGGGAUUGUCCACGGCCACCACUUUGCGGCUGGCCUUCUUGAGCUUGGGAGUGGUGUAUGGAGAUCUUGGAACCUCGCCUCUCUACGUCUUCUCGAGCAUCUUCCAGGACACUAGCACCGUGGAGAACACCGACGAUAUCCUUGGAACGCUCUCGCUCAUCAUCUACACCAUCACUCUCAUCCCUCUCAUCAAAUACGUGUUCAUCGCGCUUCAGUCCAGCGACUAUGGCGAAGGUGGAACUUUUGCUCUCUACUCGCUCAUCUGCAGGCACGUCAAAGCAAACACCAUCCAAAACCAGCAUCACACCGACUUGAAACUCACGACGUAUAGCCGCCGGCCAGUAGCUCCAAACUCUCUGGCUUUCAAGGUGAGAACACUCUUGGAGAACAACUCCCAUCUCCAGAAGAUCUUGCUCGUCCUGGUUCUUUUGGGAACGAGCAUGGUUAUCGGCGAUGGUAUCCUUUCCCCGGCAAUCUCAGUACUUUCGUCUGUCAAAGGCAUUCAAGCGGCGCAUCAUUCUCUUCCGGAAGAAGCUGUGCUGGUGCUGUCCCUGCUGAUUCUGGUGAUCCUGUUUUGUAUGCAACGAUUUGGAACCGGCAGAGUGGCUUUCAUUUUUGCUCCCGUCAUCUUUCUCUGGUUCCUCUCCAUUGGUUUGAUCGGGCUCUACAACAUUUUCAGGCACGACCCAUCCAUCUUCCGGGCGCUCUCGCCGCUCACUUUCAUUCGCUACUUCCACAGGAGUGAAGUGAAUGGAUGGGUCGCUCUUGGAGGAAUUAUGCUCUCCAUCACUGGCGCAGAGGCAUUGUUUGCAGACCUCGGCCAUUUUUCCGCUCUUUCCAUUCAGCUGGCGUUUACAUUUCUGGUUUUUCCUUGCCUCCUCGCAGCUUACAUGGGGCAGGCUGCGUUCUUGAUGCAUCAUCCAGAUCGAGUGGCCGAUGCCUUCUAUAGCUCUGUCCCAGGACCUCUGUACUGGCCAAUGUUUGUGAUUGCCACCGCAGCAGCGAUCAUCGCGAGCCAGGCAACAAUCUCGGCAACUUUCUCUAUAGUCAAGCAGGCAGUAGCACUCGGCUGCUUCCCUCGAGUAAAGAUCGUCCACACUUCUCAGCGUUUCAUGGGCCAGAUUUACGUGCCCGAGGUGAACUGGAUACUCAUGGCGCUGUGCUUGCUCAUCACUGCCGGCUUCCGCAAAACAACGCAAAUCGGCAACGCAUACGGUGUUGCCGUGAUCGGAGUUAUGCUAGUCACGACUUUGCUCAUGGCUUUGCUCAUGGUGGUCAUCUGGCAAACAAAUAUAUUCCUGGUGCUGCUCUUCCUCGCCGUGUUUGGCACCGUGGAGCUCGUUUACAUCUCGGCCGUGCUCUUCAAAGUUCCAAAUGGUGGCUGGGUUCCCCUGGCGAUAGGAGCGGUCCUCUUGCUCGUCAUGUAUACAUGGCACUACGGCUCCACGCAGCGCUACGAGACCGAGAAACGCAACAAAGUCUCGGUUGGAUGGAUCCUCGGCCUGGGACCGAGCUUGGGACUCGUCCGGCUACCCGGCAUCGGCCUCUUCUACACCGAGCUAGCUCACGGAGUUCCAUCUAUCUUCUCCCACUUUUUGACGCACUUCCCAGCGAUCCACUCAAUCCUGGUGUUCGUCUGCGUCAAGUACUUGCCGGUGAGCACGGUGCCAAAGGAGGAAAGGUUUCUGGUGCGAAGGAUCGGCCCCAAGAACUACCGGAUGUUUCGCUGCGCUGUGAGAUACGGAUACAAGGAUCUCCACAAACGAGACGACCAUUUCGACGAUCUCUUGAUCCAGACGCUGGCGGCGUUCGUGAAGUACGAGUCGCUGCUCGAGAGCGUGGAUGGACAGGACGAUGGAAACUCGGAGUUAAGCCAGGUGGUGUACGCGGCGUCGAGCUCCCAGUCCCAGCAAGAACAGCAAGAACACGAUCACCAGGAGACGAGGAACACGGUGGCGGGGUUCAUGAGCAACUCUCUCACGUCGGUGAACUCGUCGACGCAGCUGACGAGCUACAGCAGUGAUGGCGACGACAGAGAUGAUCGACGACAGGACGAGCUCAAGUUCUUGCACAGCGCCAAGGAGCAAGGCAUCGUCCACAUCCUCGGCAACACGCUCAUCCGGUGCAACGAGGGAUCGGGGCUGCUGAGGAGAGCGACGAUCAAUUACUGCUAUGGAUUCCUUCGCAGGAUCUGCCGGGACAACUCGGUGAUCUACCACAUCCCUCACGAGAGCCUCCUUCACGUCGGCAUGGUCUACAAUGUGUGAUCGAGGCAUCCAUAGCUUCGUUACCAUUGAUUGAGAAAGAAGAUCGCGAAGAACAAUGAUUAGAUUAGCA